Messenger RNA from Striga hermonthica, 711 nucleotides. The record is from the annotation of a GenBank genome assembly. Lineage: Eukaryota; Viridiplantae; Streptophyta; Magnoliopsida; Lamiales; Orobanchaceae.
AUGGCGACGAUCGAACCCCCGUCCUUUCAGGAAGCGCUGCGCUGUGAUGUCUGCAAAUGCAGCUUCUCCACCUUUCGCCGCCGGCAUCAUUGCCGAUGCUGUGGCCGGACGUUAUGUGCCGAGCAUUCAUCGGAUCAAAUGGCCUUGCCACAGUUUGGUAUUCACACAAAUGUUCGUGUUUGUGCUGAUUGUUAUAAUGAUGGCUCGAGAUUAUGGAAGGAUAAUGUGCCACCGGCUCCAAAUGAAAUUAAUGCUGUAGGAGAUUCAAUUUCCAGAUUAGAUAUCAGUACAGUUUCAGAUGCCAAAUCUGAAGUUGGUGCUGCAAAAACUUCUUUUCCAGGCAUUUCCGAGUGCAAAUGUGGGAUGCCUUUGUGCAUUUGCGAAGCACCUGCUCAACCGAAAGUUACUGCACAACCGCAGCCAUCAAUCACUACUGCAAAUCCUCCACUUUACUCAAUCCCAAAGCAAAAAAAGACGGAACAAGCUUCUAGGAGUAGAGGUUCAACAUCAAACGGUUCACAAAGCACUUUUUUCUUUCCUGGUCAAGUUGCUAACAGUUCAGUGGAUAGAGCAUCCAUCAAUUACGAGGUCACUGAAGAGGGUUUGAGAGAAGCAAUAAAAAAUGGUGAUAUUGCUGCUGCUAAGAAACUUUUGGGUCAGGGAGUUGAUGCAAACUAUGGUGACAAGCAAGGCUCGUCUCUAUUGCAUUUG